AUGGAUUUCAUCAACCACCUACCUCCUGGCUACCGCUUCAAUCCUACUGCGGAGGACCUCUUGGAGUUUUAUCUCCCACGAAGGCAGAAGGGCGAACUCUUCCGCCCUUUCGUACAAGACGUCGAUAUUUACGGUAAUGAACCUUGGACUCUCUUUGAUUAUAAUCAGCAGUCCGUCUUUUAUGUAUUCAGUGAUUUGAAAAAAAUUGGAAAACGGGUUCAAAGAAGAGCCGGGUUUGGCACCUGGAUGGGGCAGAACAACAUUGAUGUUAAAGAUCAGUACGGUAAUAUAAUUGGGGUUGAUCGCUAUUUUAAUUUCAAGAUUAAAGGAGGUUCUCACGAUGACCAUGGUCGAUGGACCAUGCACGAAUUUGCUCUUGUUGAUGAACGCGGAAACCCACUGGACGACAAGGUUGUUUGUGUAAUCGGACACGACACACAAAUCUCGACAAAACAAUCUGUUGUUUCGAAGAAAAGAAAAGGAAGAAUGACUUCUCCGACUGAUGAAGAGACCUCUACCAAGACACUAUGCAUGGAAACCUCUUCGCCCUCUUCUGAUUUGGUAGUCUCAAAAGAGGCACAGUCAUGCUUAUACGGCGGCGGCGUUGGGGUGGCCACAGAGCAGAUUGAUGGGUUGCUCCUUUCUGAUCUCUUUGAACCAACGCCUUAUAUGUUCCGGGGCACCCAACUCGGUGAAGAGAGACAAUCAAUGGACACCUCUUCCCCUUCCUCUGCUUUGAUAGUCUCAGAGUCACAGUCGACAGAGCAGAUUGAUGGGUCGCUCUGUUUUGAUCCGUUCGACGUGUUGCAGGGCAUCCACACCUCCAGUUUGAUGCCCUCAGAGGCCGAGCCACAACCGUACUUCGAAUUCGAUAAUGAAGGAGAGCUGUGGGUCUGUUUGGAUCGUCGCAACCCCAAAGGCUUGUAA
This is a messenger RNA of Tripterygium wilfordii, 927 nucleotides long. RefSeq names its product NAC domain-containing protein 96-like. NCBI's taxonomy places the organism in Eukaryota, Viridiplantae, Streptophyta, Magnoliopsida, Celastrales, Celastraceae. The transcript has a single exon. Bases 1 to 927 code for a protein of 308 amino acids. Gene Ontology annotation, molecular function: DNA binding. Gene Ontology annotation, biological process: regulation of DNA-templated transcription. The record is from RefSeq and is a predicted model, not a curated record.